Molecule: messenger RNA, 1796 nt
Organism: Sesamum indicum (sesame)
Lineage: Eukaryota; Viridiplantae; Streptophyta; Magnoliopsida; Lamiales; Pedaliaceae
Product: Zn-dependent exopeptidases superfamily protein
Biological process (GO): proteolysis
Molecular function (GO): metallocarboxypeptidase activity; zinc ion binding
Source: RefSeq, a predicted model, not a curated record
GCGAUAAAAAAUAAAUAGGCAACUAAAGAAAAUUGGGCUAAAAAUAGACUCGCACAGCAGCAGAUCGGAGGUAUCGUAGCCGUUAAAGUGAUCAACGCGACGUCGUUGUCUGAUAAGUCCGCGUUUUCAAAAAAUCCGUCGAUUCUGAAUUCACCACCCCCUCGUACCGAUUUCCACAAGAUCGCAGGCGCAGAAGUCUUCCUAUUUUUGCCGAACGAUGAGAUGAAAAAUCAGAAGAAUUCCUGCAUUUUUCGCGUAAUAAAUCGCCGGUUUUAAAUGGGACUUCACCGUCGCCUGAAUCUCCUUUCGAAUCUUCUGAUUUUCGCAUCUUUCGUUCUGUUUGCUAAUCAUUUUACCUUGACUUAUGGAAAAUCUAAUGGCACUCUGCAUCUUGAUGUUACCCCCAUUAAUCACGAUCUUUACCAUACCAGUGGAGCUUUACUAGAGGAAAUUGAAUCAUUGGUUCACCGUCACCCAGAUAAACUCUCAAUUGAGAAAGUUUCGAGCAAGAAUAAGGGCUAUGAGGCACAGAUGACUGUGGUUACUUAUCGCCAGAAAUGGAAAGAGAGUGAUGACAGGACAAAGCUAAGGAUUCUGCUUACUUUUGGACAGCAUGCGAGGGAGCUAAUUACAACUGAACUAGCAUUGCGGCUCCUUUCCAUUCUAAGUGAAGAGCAGUUUUUACCCAAUGUGGACCGCUCUACUUUAAAUAGGACACUUGAUAGGCUAAUCAUAAAGGUGGUACCAGUUGAAAAUUUGAAUGGCCGCAAACGUGUCGAAGAUGGAGAGCUUUGUGAGCGAAGAAAUGGAAGAGGAGUUGAUCUCAACCGGAAUUGGAGUGUAGAUUGGGGCAAAAAGGAGAAGGAUUAUGACCCAUACGAAGAAAAUCCUGGGCCUGCUCCUUUCAGUGAGCCUGAGAGUCAAAUUAUGAGAAAAUUGUCUGUAUCAUUUGAACCACACAUUUGGGUUAAUGUGCACUCAGGGAUGGAGGCUUUGUUUAUGCCGUAUGAUCACAAAAAUACAACUCCAGAUGGAAUACCCUACCAGAUAAUGAAAUCAAUGCUUGAUGACUUGAACCAUUUUUACCUCAGAGAUCAUUGCUUAGUUGGAUCUGGUGGAGCCUCAGUCGGGUAUCUGGCCCAUGGGACGGCAACAGAUUAUAUGUAUGACAUUGCAAGGGUGCCCAUGGCUUUUACUUUUGAGAUUUAUGGAGAUCUCAAAGCAUCGUCAAAAGACUGUUUUAGAAUGUUCAAUCCAAUAGAUAUCACCUCCUUCAACAGAGUCCUCAAUGACUGGUCAGCUGCAUUCUUCCAGAUGUUCAGCAUAGGCGUGCAGCAAAUGGAUGGAGUUCAGUCAAAGGCAAUUGCAUCCAGGUUUGACAAUUGGGUAUCAAUAGAUGACUAUCUUAAUGGGUAUCUAAUGCACAGGAAAAGUAGAUACGCAAAGAAGAUGGAGGUCCUUGACCUCGGACUGCAGGAAAUCAGAGCGUAUUUCAGAUUGUUCUUGUUGUCCUCUGUGCUUCUGUUGUUCAUGUUUUGCUCUAGAAUUUCCAAGAGCACCAGGCCUAUAGUUUCUGGCAUGUCUCUCUGAUCACAUCGCUAUAGUUUGCUUCAACAAAUUUAGGUUUUCUUAUAUUUUUUCUACUGGGGGAGGAGUGAUUUUUCGUGUGCACAUGUAUAUUAUUUCUAAUGAUACAGUUCGUUGAAGGUGUUAACGAGUCAUAUUUUUCUGUACAUAUGAUCUUCAAAGAGCUUCUUGUAACAGGAGAGUCUACCACAUAACUGAUUUAUGAUCAG